Messenger RNA from Toxotes jaculatrix (banded archerfish), 1904 nucleotides. RefSeq lists its product as uncharacterized. NCBI's taxonomy places the organism in Eukaryota, Metazoa, Chordata, Actinopteri, Toxotidae. The record is from RefSeq and is a predicted model, not a curated record. The transcript is spliced from 11 exons. Gene Ontology annotation, biological process: response to bacterium. Bases 17 to 1774 code for a protein of 585 amino acids.
CAGCGUCUGAAGCACGAUGACGCCUCCAAACUUUGCUUUGUAUUUCACAUGCCUGUUGGUGGUGAACAUAGCUCAUUUGACUUUUCAACAACCAUCUUUACGUUUUGACUUGAAUGUUGGGGAAAAUGUGACUUUGCCGUGCCUGUGUCAAGAUAACACAGCAGUGAUAUUUUACUGGUUAAAGCAAAAGCUGGGACAGAAGCCAAAGCUGAUUUUGAAAUUCUAUAUGCACAGUGAUAAAAUCAACUUUCUGGAUGAAUUUCAAAACAAUCCACGUUUCUCCCUGAGUACAGGAAACAGUAGUUUUUUGAAGAUUUCACAUUUGCAAAUUUCAGACUCAGCCACUUACUACUGUGCAAGUGGCAAUAUACGGCACUUUGAAUUUUGUCAGGGCACGGCAGUCAGUGUAAAAGGUUCAGGUUUGAGCAUCCAGGCUUUAGUUCAUCAGUCACCAUCUGAGAAUGUCAAGCCAGGAGGCUCUGUGACUCUCAGCUGUACAGUCCACACUGGGACCUGUGAUGGAGAACACAGUGUUUACUGGAUCAGAAACUCUGAAGAAUCUCAGCCAGGACUCAUUUACACCCACGGAGACAGGAAUGAUCAGUGUGAGAGGAAACCUGACACACAAACACACACAUGUUUCUACAACUUGCCAAUGGAGAACCACAGUCUUUCACAUGCUGGGACCUACGACUGUGCUGUCGUCUCAUGUGGACACAUACUGUUUGGAAACAGGACCAAGCAAGACUCUAAGGAUGAUGUGACUUCUCUUGUCUUGGUGCGUUUCUUGAGUGGAGCCUUGGCAUUCACCACCAUCCUGUUAAUUUUACUGGCUGUCUCAGUGUACAAGAUGUACAAAAGAAACUGUGCAGACUGCAAUGUAAAACCUUCAGCGACCUCUACUCCAAAUACAGAGUUAUGCCAGGAUUCAGACGACCUUCAUUAUGCUGCUUUAAGGAACCACAAGGUCAACCGAUCCACAAGACAGAGGGACGACACCUUUGGUGAAUGUGUGUACUCCAGUGUGAGGCAGUAUGGUUCAGACGAUCCUGGCAGUGACACCAUUAAACGCACAAUGAGGAGCUUUACCUUGAUAACAGCUUUAUUUCUCUGCUGCACCAACUGGAUCUGUGUCUCAGUGUCUGAGACUCAGACUGUGGAGGUCCAGCCUGGUCAAGAAGUCUCACUGCUGUGCUCCAACAUUUCCAGAACACCAACUCAGACAGACUGGUUCAGACUGGUCAACAGAACAAAGGUCAGCUGUAUCUCCUCUAAGUACAAGUCUGAUGACAAUGCUUCAUACUGUGAUGGAUUUGAAAAUAGAUUUGAAAUGAGCUCCAACGUCACCACUGUCUUCCUUAAAAUAAAGCGAGUGGAUUUAUCUGACUCUGGACUGUAUUUCUGUGGAUUUUACAUGAACGUUCACACAGUCAUUGGCAGUGCAACACAUUUAAAAGUUCAAGAUAAUGGUGAAUCUGAUGAUGAAGCUGAUUGUCAGACUGAAAAAAUGCCUGAUGGAACGACAAAGCUGAUGAGUGUGAUCCUGGGUGGUCUGACUGUUUUUCUGACUAUAGUCAUCAUUAUUCUGGCUAUUAAAAUCAGGAAACUUCAGAAAGCUCUGAAUGAAGCACUGCAGACUGAAAGAAACAAGGAUCUGGGCUCAGACGACCUGAACUACGCAGCUCAAAGUUUCCAGGCAAAACCAAAGAGGAAUCGAAGGCCUGCAUCAGAGAGAGAGCUGGAGCCAAAUGUUCUGUACGCUGCCUCCAGAUAGACUCAGGAAACCACUGGAACAGCAGCUCAGAGUGGAGCUGAUGUGUUAUCAUAUUCACCGGCCUUUGUGUAGUUAUGUGUGUGUGUAAUGGAUGGAAGGGCUCAGGGACAAAACAAUAAAUUUUGACAAA